Messenger RNA from Trachymyrmex cornetzi, 617 nucleotides. It is a transcript of the gene RpL40, whose product is annotated as ribosomal protein L40. Gene Ontology annotation, cellular component: ribosome. Lineage: Eukaryota; Metazoa; Arthropoda; Insecta; Hymenoptera; Formicidae. Bases 141 to 527 code for a protein of 128 amino acids. The record is from RefSeq and is a predicted model, not a curated record. Gene Ontology annotation, biological process: translation. The transcript has 3 exons. Gene Ontology annotation, molecular function: structural constituent of ribosome; protein binding.
ACGUCAGUCUGUCAGUCGUUCUAAAUUUUAGUGUUUUUUUUUCCCACGAUUCUGCCUCCUCUCGAUAAAAAUAAAUUGCAAACCGAAAACUAUUCUGAGUUCGUCUCGCAGUAUUUUCUUGGUACUCUUGAUAAACCAUCAUGCAGAUAUUCGUAAAAACCCUCACGGGUAAAACCAUUACCCUUGAGGUAGAAGCCUCCGAUACCAUCGAGAAUGUCAAGGCCAAGAUCCAGGACAAGGAGGGAAUUCCGCCAGAUCAACAGCGACUCAUCUUCGCCGGCAAGCAGCUGGAGGAUGGACGCACUUUGUCCGAUUAUAAUAUCCAAAAAGAAUCGACCCUCCACCUGGUACUUCGUCUCCGAGGAGGCGUAAUUGAACCCACGUUGCGUAUACUCGCACAAAAAUAUAACUGCGAUAAAAUGAUCUGUCGCAAGUGCUAUGCUCGUCUUCAUCCACGAGCAACCAAUUGCCGUAAGAAGAAGUGUGGCCACACGAAUAAUAUCCGACCAAAAAAGAAGCUGAAGUAAACUAGAAAACAAAUUUCAUUUUCCAUAUUAUGGAAAUGGAAGUAUAUGUUUCUUAUAUAUGACAUCAAUAAACUAUAACUAGUAAACUGA